UAGAAGGAAAGAAUAUAAGAACGGUUAGGUCGGGAAAUCAUGUUAUGAUAUUACAUGUAUAUCAUUCUUUAUGCAUUUAAUAUAUUUAUUGAUGUCAUGGUUUACUUCUGGUUCACUGGUUGAUAUAUAUGUUUCGUUUUCCAUGGACAAUCAACGGUCAUUCAACUUAGUCCUUGUUGGCUUGUCACGGAAGUAAAGACGAACGUGGUGUGAAAUGUAAACCGACGUUUCUGGAAAGAGCAGGACGAUACAUUAAUACCGAUGGAAGAUAACAGAACUUGUGAAAGCAUUUCGAUUAAAACAGCGUGCGAUGAGCAUGGAAUUGACCUUGAAAGUUUCUGUAGGACGCAUGAUGUGGCAAUUUGUAAGACCUGCUUAACAUCUCGCCAUGAGAAAUGUUCUGACUUUAUUAUCUCUCUAGUAGAGGCAGCAACAAACGCUAAGACAUCGAUAGCUCUCGAGGGAGUAUUGGAAUCAAUUGAUGGAGCCUUAGACCAACUACAACGUAUUAUUGAAGAUUGUGGAAUGGUCUCCACAAAUAUCGAGGAACAAGAAAAGAGCGUUCAAAAAUCGGUACAAAGUAUACGAUUUACAGUAAACAAACGAAUAGACGAACUUGAAGAAAAACUGUUAGCUAAUUUGUCAGAAACAAGAAAUAACUAUAAGACGAAAAACGAAGAGAUUAUUACAAAAUUAAGCAGAAGGAAUGAUGAAAUUAAACGACUAAGAAAACAAACAGUCCAACUUAAACGUUUCGACUCUGAUAUCCAAGUAUUUCUUGGUACGCGUCAGAUUGAUAAAAUAGUCCAUGAAGAAAUAGAAUAUGUCAAGAUGUCGCUGGGUUCUAUACGCAAAUACACAAUAGAAAUAGAGGUUAACGAAGAAUUGACCUCAAUGUUAGAGAAUAUAAACUCCUUUGGAAAAAUAAAAGUCAAUGAAAACGCUGUCAGUAUACCGUUUAUAUUUGAGAACAUUGACCAAGCACAGACACAACUAUAUAAACCAGUACGAUCCGUUCACAAUACCACAGUUAAUUUCCGAAGCAAGUUUUCACUUAAAGGACAAAUAAAGAACUCGGAAAUCACAGGAGUAACGAUUUUACCAAACGGUCAUGUAAUGAUUGCAAAUUACACCAGUGACAAAGCAAUUCUAGAAUAUAAUGAUACAGGUCAACACAUCCGGAACAUUCCCGUCUGUGGUAUGGCGUAUGAUGUAGCUGUAAUAGAUGGAGAAAGUAUUGCGGUUUCUCGUGGCGAAUCCAAACGCAUAGAUAUUGUAAACAUAGAAAAUGGCACUGUCAUUAAAACAAUAGAUACCAAAGGGUCAUGUUGGGGUAUCUCAUGUCAUGAUAAUAGAAUCUACGUCCUAGUAGAAAGCGAAGGAAUAGUUGUGAUGGAUAAAUCGGGAAAGAUGUUUAAUACAAUAAAGUGUAACGUGUCCUGCUUCGAUAUUGUUGCAUGCAAGGACAGGAUUUACUACACAGACUAUGUGAACAACACAAUCCAUUGCUGUAGUAUGACAGGGGAUGAAAUAUGGGUGUUCAGUGACAAAUAUCUGGUCUAUCCUAGGGGAAUAUCUGUUGAUAAUAUCCAGAAUGUGUUUGCAGCAGGACAUGUGUCUAACAAUUUAUUAAUUAUACAGAAUGAUGGAAAGGUUAGUAAGAUGUUACUUAGCGAAUCUGACGGUCUGAAUCAUCCGGUUCCAGUGUGUUACAAUAAAAACAAAAAAACAUUAUUUGUAUGCAAUGACAACGGAGAUGCCACAUUUUACAACAUUGUGUAGAAUCAAUGACAACGGAGAUACCACAUUUUAUAACAUUGUAUAGAAUCAAUGACAACGGAGAUGCCACAUUUUAUAACAUUGUGUAGACUCAAUGACAAUGGAGAUACCACAUUUUAUAACAUUGUAUAGAAUCAAUGACAACGGAGAUGCCACAUUUUAUAACAUUGUGUAGAAUCAAUGACAAUGGAGAUGCCACAUUUUAUAACAUUGUGUAGACUCAAUGACAAUGGAGAUGUCUCAUUUUAUAACAUUGUGUAGACUCAAUGACAAUGGAGAUACCACAUUUUAUAACAUUGUGUAUAAUCAAUGACAAUGGAGAUACCACAUUUUAUAACAUUGUGUAUAAUCAAUGACAAUGGAGAUGUUACAUUUUAUAACAUUGUGUAGAACCAAUAACAGCGGAGAUGCCACAUUUUAUAACAUUGUGUAUAAUCAAUGACAAUGGAGAUGUCACAUUUUAUAACAUUGUGUAGAACCAAUAACAGCGGAGAUGCCCCAUUUUAUGUUCAGUAUACAAAUGGAUUGACAUAAUAGAAAGGUUGACUUUAUAAUAAUGUCUGCUAUGCCCACUUUCAUUAUUUUGAAAUGAAAAGUGGUAGUUGUUAUUGAAAGUUCUAUCGAAUUAUAAGAGAUUUGAUACAGAAAAUUGUUAUCAAAUGACGUGUUUUGUUUAUGAAUUUGAUAUACCGUAACCAUGAUAUAUAUUUAAAAAAAAAAAAAGAA
Mytilus trossulus (common blue mussel) is the source of this 2505-nucleotide messenger RNA. RefSeq lists its product as uncharacterized. The record is from RefSeq and is a predicted model, not a curated record. Gene Ontology annotation, biological process: proteasome-mediated ubiquitin-dependent protein catabolic process; negative regulation of translation; protein polyubiquitination. NCBI's taxonomy places the organism in Eukaryota, Metazoa, Mollusca, Bivalvia, Mytilida, Mytilidae. The transcript is spliced from 2 exons. Gene Ontology annotation, molecular function: translation repressor activity; ubiquitin protein ligase activity. The coding region runs from base 262 to 1782 and encodes 506 amino acids.